Molecule: messenger RNA, 1997 nt
Organism: Seminavis robusta
Lineage: Eukaryota; Bacillariophyta; Bacillariophyceae; Naviculales; Naviculaceae
Source: the annotation of a GenBank genome assembly
UUAAGGAAAAGGAUAUUUGAGGAUUUCAAAGCUCCGCCAUUUCUACCAUACUGCCACCACCAUAUGAGGCACAAGCAUCCAGAACAUCAAAUACAACUGCACUCAGCUGUUCAGCUUGACGACCAUGAAGAUAUCGGAUGUCAGCCUUCAUGAAUGUGGUGGUUAUCACCAUGACAGGAGCGGCGCCAGAAGCGUAUCCUGGAACAAGUCGGGUAGCUGGUUAGCCAUGGGUGGGUCAAGCCCCAGGAUAUGGUCGAUUGAGGGAGCUAUUGGUUCUGUUGUCCCUGGUGCUUCUGGCAGUGCAAGCAGUGGUCAAAUUCGCUGCAGUGAAAUCCUGGUGAUUUCGGGCCACAACGCCGCUGUUGAUAUUGUGAGAUUUCACCCCAAUGAAUCCAACUGUCUCUGUACAAGUGCUGGAGAUGCCACCAUCCGGGUGUUCGAUAUUCGCGCUGGUGCUGAGCGUGCAGUUGGUCGCAUAGACGUGCAAGCUGGAAAGUCGGCAAACUACAUAGACUGGAGCAGCACAUCAAGUCCGUCAGGAGGCAUGUCAUCCUCACAUAUUGCAGUUACAGAAAGAGAUGGCGCAGUUCACGUAUACGAUAGCCGCAAGCUAUCGAGUGGUAGCACGAGCUUGAACAACAGAGGCGCACGCAGUGGAAGCACCACCAGCACGAAAAGUACUCCUCUUUCCACUUUUCGCAUCCCAAAAGUGGACAUUGACACAUGCAUCUUUUCUCCAUCCGGACUGCACUUGGUUGCAGCGACAGUCAACAAAGGGGUAAUGAUAUCUGACUUGAGGAUUUGGAACUGGAAGGAUGGAUCGGAUGCCUUUCUCACUUCAGUCAAUGACAAUACACAGUUCAAAGUUCCAGCUCAUACGGGUCCCAUCUUGAGUAUGCAAUUCUCUCCCGAUGGAAAAAGGCUGGCAACGGGGAGUUUUGAUUCCAUUGUUGGCAUUUGGGACGUGGCGACCAUGAGCUGUCAAACCAGCAUCAGUCGACGCCUCAAAGUGAUUCGAGGCGUUGGUUUCAGCCAUGAUAGUCGAUUUCUGGCAACAUGCAAUGAAGAAGAUGGCAUUGAUAUUGCAAAUGCUAGCACGGGUGAUCAAGUGGGACAGCUACAGCUGCGAGAGAACCCUUCUGGCAUGGGACCAACAGGAGGAGCUGACGAGGUCAAGUGGAACCCAAACGCACACAUUGUAGCAUGUGCACGAGCCCCUACGGGGCACAGCCAGUCCUCUGCGGCCGUUGUCAUCAGAUGUAGAGUGUCUGCAUAACUGACUAGCUUGCCAGCCACUAGUUUGUACGUUUGCUGUGGAACACAGCUUACUAGCGAGCCGACAACUUCUCCGUGGCUUGAAAUUAGACCAGAGUGCACUGAACCGAAAAGCGAGAAACCAUUAUUUCAACAAAAGCAAUCCAUUGAGACAUCCUACCGGUAGACUUCGGCGUCUGAUUCGAAUAGUACCGACCCCUGAUAAUGGAAACAUCACGCAACCUCCGAUGGAUAGUAAAGCUCUAGGUGACCUGAUCAAGCCACUUGUGAUUAUCAUCUAUGCCAAACGCAGAAUACUGUGGCGUGCCAAAUACUGUACUAUCCUGCAGUCCUUUUCCAUGAUGCAGUGGAACCAUCAUACAGCUGGACUCGGUUGCUUGAUGGCUGAGCUGCAUGCCAGUGUAAAACUUCGAGCAAAGGACUGGCCAGUCCAAGAAAGAAGGGCGCAUCCAAGCAGCUGCUCCCACAGAUUUUAAGCUGCCGUGUCUUUGUUUUGUUCGCUAUCUUGGAACUUGAAGCUACAAUCCCUUGGCUAGAGAAUACCCAUGCUGGGGAUUUAGCACAAAGACAUUGUGUUUUGGUGGAGCCAUACGAGCCAACUAGUGGUAUUCAUAAUAGGAGACUUCUCUUUUAAAAAUUCAGAAAGAACCUUUUUUAUAGGCCAGGAAGUAUGGGAAGCAGAAGCGAGGGCGUUUUAUUCGAUGCCCUCGGAUAAGAAGUGG